AUGGCUUGGGCUGAUGAGUUGUUAUGUGCGGUGCAUUUUGGUAACCAUGAUGAGGCUCUGCAUUUGUUACAGCAAGGUUAUCCUCCAGAUGGGAAAUCAAAUUUCACCUUAUCACCCUUACAUGUUGCAAUAGAAAACAAUGAUCUUCAAAUGUGUAAACUUUUGUUAGACUACAAUGCUGAUAUUAAUUGGUGUGACUCUGAUGGUCAGUCACCAUUAUUCACUUCUUCUGGAAGUGAAAUUAGUUAUGAAAUAUUUGAUUUCCUCUUAAUGUCAGGAGGGAAAGUGGGCAUAUGUGACGUGUUUGGCAGGACACCACUUCAUUACGUAGUCAGUUGUGGAGAAGUUGACAAGGUGAAACGUCUUCUUCAAGUACCGGGCAUUCUAGUGAAUGCCACUGAUCAUGACAGUUUCUCAUCUUUACAUCAUGCCAUCACUGCAAUUGAUAUUGACACUGAAUUUGAUGACUUUAAGAGCAUAAUUAACUUGCUUUUAGAUGCUGGUGCUGAUCCAAAUCUACAAGAUGAUCGUGGCUUGACUGCACUUCAUUUGGCUGUCAUGAAUGAGUUAUAUUUUGUUGAACUCACCAAAUUGUUGCUUUCUUCAUGUAAGAACAUUGAUUUUACAGUCAAGAGUCUAUCUGGAGAUAAUUUUCUGCAUCUUCUUUUCAACAAGCCACUCUAUGAAGAAGCCGCUGUCCAAUUGUUAGAAGAUCUUUUAUGGGGCAAAAUGGUUCCAGAGUCUGUUUUUCCUUUGCUACUAAACAUGCAAAAUGCUGGUGGUCUUACGCCUUUCUGCCUCUACAUGUCCAAUCCAUUUGAAGAGGAGAAGAUGUUUAAAAAACUUUUGUCCUUAGGUGCAGAUGUGAUGAUGGGGAACAAUAUUGGACAGACACCGCUUAUGAUGGCAUGUUUUUUAAACAACCCAGACUAUGCUGUUGCACUGAUUGAUCAUGGUGCAAAUGUUAACUCUCAGGAUAUUUUUGGCCAAAGCACAGUGUACAUGGCGAGAAGCAUUGAAACUGUUUCUUUACUACUGCAACAUGGUGGAGACUUGAAGGCUGUGGAUAGAUUCGGGAGAUCUUGUCUUUGCCAAAAUCUCCUUGUCUCUGACUUAGACUGUGUGGAAUAUCUCAUUCACAACGGGGGAAAUGUGAACCAGCAAGACAAAUAUGGUUCCAGUCCUCUUCAUUAUGCAGCAUAUGCUGAUGAUGGUGAUUUAAUCAAACUCCUGUUGGAGCAUAAAGCAGACCUUUGUUUACAGGAUGAAGAGGGUCAUACUGCAAAAGAUGUUGCCAGGAUUCAUAACUGCAAGUAUGCUUUGCAAGUUUUUCAAGAUGACGAGAAUAUGGAGCCUCCCCUUGGUUGCCCGUGUGCACGUGACCAACUUUGGUGUGGUGUAUAUGAGCUUAGAUAUCCAAAGGAAACCAGUGAUACUAAUGCACAGAAAAAGUUAAAGGUGAGCAGAGAUGUUCUUGGUGGUUGUGAGGAACUGCUUAAAGAAAAGAGGAUGCUUUUGUCGACCCAUCAUGAGGAAAAUGCUAGAGUCUGUAAGGGCGUGCUAAGUCUCAUGGAGACUGUUGCAAAGAGAAUGGGAGAGAUGGAAGAACUUUUCACCACUUCUUUGCUUUCAGCUGGCAGUAUUGCUGAAGGCACAAAGACCGGAAAGCCAGAUGAGUUUGAUUUUCUAUUCUGUUUGACCAAAUUUACCGAUUCUUGUGAUGUUGUAGAAGGCGAGAUCUCCAAAACUAGCGGACUGGUAAAGGCAAGGUCCAAAAUGAAACCACCGCUUAAAGCAUUUUCCCAGUUCUUUGAUGAUACAGGCUUCCUACUUACGCAAAACGUGCGACUUGCUUUUAAUCAACUCUUGAGUGCGGUCAUUCGAGAGAAAGCAACAUGGGAAAACAGCAAAUACGUGUUGAAUGGUAUCAGUGAUGGAUCAGAAGACGCUGAAAGACCGGCGUUUACUCUAAAGGUUUUAUGGAUGUCAUGUUGUCACAAGUAUCUACAUGUUAGUGUAGAUAUUGUGCCAGCAAUAUACCUAUCAAGCUGGUGGCCAAAACACAUCCUGAACCCCACAGCACUGCCUCUGAUGACAGAAACGAUAAAGAAGGAGGGAUGUUUGUUAUUGGUCCUUUCACAAGAAGAACGGGGUCCUGGAGAAGAUUCCGAGUUCAAUCUGAGAAUAUCGUGUGUUCCUGCUGAGAGGUGCCUCACGGCAAAAUUACCACAGGAGGUUAAGAAUGCUUAUGUGCUCGCUAAAGCGUUGAUCAAAGAUGACGUGUGCCCGGUUAUCAAUUUCACUGGUGAUGGAGUCACGACUAAAGAUCAUGCUGUCCAUCCAUCCUCCACGAUCAAGAGUUACAUGUUGAAAAACUGUUUAGUUCAUGUCUUGAGUGGAGAUUCAAGUCUGACGACAGGAUGUCCAGGAGAACCAGCAUGUGAAAGGAAUUACACCAAAUUCACUGUAAACUUAACCAUGAAAAUUUUCCAGAAACUUCAACAGUUAGCUGUUCAGGAAAAAAUGCUGCCUGUAUACUUUUUUCCGAAUCAAAACAUCUUAAAUUAUGAGGAUUCAGUUAUAUAUAACAAUGACCCUGGGAGAUAG
Messenger RNA from Porites evermanni, 2607 nucleotides. The record is from the annotation of a GenBank genome assembly. Lineage: Eukaryota; Metazoa; Cnidaria; Anthozoa; Scleractinia; Poritidae.